Rubroshorea leprosula is the source of this 3471-nucleotide messenger RNA. Lineage: Eukaryota; Viridiplantae; Streptophyta; Magnoliopsida; Malvales; Dipterocarpaceae. The record is from the annotation of a GenBank genome assembly.
AUAAUGGCCGCCAUGGGGCAGUUGGGCGUAUGUAAACAAAACGACAGCUUGAGAAUCCUCCUUCUGGCUUCUUCUGCUUUUUCUCUACCUUUUUUAGCAACAUUUUUUGUGAUCCUUACCUUUUUGAGCUGGAUUUUUUGUGAUCAUUUUUAGUAGACUCUUUCUGGGAUGUUCUAACUUUUUGAUAAUCACUUUUGGCAAAGGAAGUGGAUUGGAUUCUCCACUUUUCAGCAAACCCAUUUAUAAAGUUUGAAACUUUGAGGGGAGGCAGAAAGGGAGAUGCUCCUCACUCAGUUGCAGAACUCGCAGCCAUGGGUAUUCUUCCCUCACCGAGUUCAGAAGCUAUCCCGGUUUUCCUUCUUAGAAGGGUUAUCUAGAAGGGAUGAGGUGAGGGGGUGAAAGGUUGCGUUCUAUGAUUGUGUUUAUCAGUAUCUUGAUAUGUGGAAUUCUUCUGGAGAUUUUGUAUUUGUUGGAGACAGAGAUGGAUCCAAAAAAUCAGUUAGUUUGACUGCAAUAUUUAGUCAAAGCUGAGGCACCAGCAGAAUGACAUUGGUUGACUUAGUUGUGAAUGCGAGAAAAUGCUUCUUCUGCAAGUUCAAGUGAUGAAUGAAUCAGAGUCAAGUUGCUUGAUUGGAGAUGAGAGUGAUUGAUUUCAAGAACAUUUCAUGAAUGCUGUGUAACAUACAAUUGGGAAAUGUGGCAUUGAGGUGGCCCAAGUGUGGUUGAAGAAUUGGAUAAGGUUAUGAAGGAAUCAAUUUCGUGUCACUUUUGGAGGGCCAAGUCUCCUUGUUUUGAUACAUAUAGUUUGGUGAGACAAAAUAGAGGGAUACAGAGGGUUACUUCUCAAAGGAGACUGGAUAAAUUGGAUUCAACUAUGUAUAUGGAUGUUUCACUUUCACAUGAUUUAACUUCCAAAUCCCCUAGGAUGGACCCUGGUGGCAGUUCUAAGGGCUACCAAAUUGGAGUGAUUAGUGGAGCUGUCUCAUCAAUUUUGCUGUUGAGACUGGUGCAGUUGGAUUUUGUUAAUACUAUAGUUAAGAUGGUCAAAAACUUACUUCCACGUGUGGUUCUGACUUCUGGAUCUAUGAGCGUACCUUUUGCUUGCAUAUCCAAUUCUGUGAAUAAACCUACACCACUUAAGUUGGAUGUUUCCCGAUCUUCUUUACAAGAUGUCCAAUGGAACUUUGCAAGGCCACUGUAUUUAUUCAAUGUUCAACUAGAGAAAAAUAUUGCCAUAUUCUUUGUGGUUCUGCUUGUAGCAUGUUUCUCAUUUGUUCUCAUUGGUGGUUUCCUCUUCUACAAGUUUAGGGGGGGAUCACUUUCCUUAGAAGAAUGCUUCUGGGAGGCCUGGGCAUGCCUAUGUUCAUCAUCUACUCAUUUAAGACAAAGAACACGUGUUGAACGUGUUACUGGCUUUAUUCUUGCUAUAUUGGGCAUAUUGGUCUACUCCCGUCUGUUAAGCACAAUGACAGAACAAUUCAGGAGUAACAUGCAAAGGCUUAGGGAAGGGGCACAAAUGCAAGUUUUAGAGACUGAUCAUAUCAUCAUCUGUGGAGUUAACAGUCAUCUGACUUUCAUACUGAAGCAGCUAAACAAAUAUCAUGAGUUUGCUGUCCGCUUAGGUAUUGCUACAGCUAGGAGGCAGAGAAUUCUUCUUAUGUCUGAUUUUCCAAGGAAGCAGAUGGACAAGGUAGCUGACAAUAUUGCUAGAGAUCUUAACCAUAUUGAUAUCCUUACCAAGAGUUGCAGCCUUAGUUUAACAAAAUCAUUUGAAAGAGCAGCAGCCGAUAAGGCUCGUGCCAUUAUCAUACUGGCCACAAAAGGAGAUCGGUAUGAAGUCGACACUGAUGCAUUUCUAUCCGUACUGGCCCUUCAAGCUAUUCCUAAGAUGGAAUCUGUCUCCACUAUUGUUGAGGUUUCAAAUUCUAAUACAUGUGAGCUCUUGAAGUCAAUCUCUGGAUUGAAAGUAGAGCCAGUAGAAAACGUUGCUUCAAAAUUGUUUGUUCAAUGUUCACGGCAAAAGGGACUCAUAAAGAUCUACAGGCACUUGCUUAACUAUCGAAAAAAUGUAUUUAACCUUUGCAGUUUCCCUAAUCUAGCUGGAAUGAAGUAUAGGCAAGUAAGACAUGGGUUUCCAAAGGCAGUUGUUUGUGGCCUUUACCGUGGUGGGAAGAUCUAUUUCCACCCAAAUGAUGAAGAAAUUCUGCAGCAGACUGACAAAAUAUUGUUUAUUGCACCUGUUCAUGGCCGUGGGACCAAAAAACAACCUCCACUUUCAGACGACGUUAAUGAAGGAAGAAGUGUGAUUCAAGGUUCGGAAGUUUUAGAAAAUAAUGCUGCUGACACUACAAACCAGGCUCUAGAAUUAAAAAAAGCAGGACUAGUACAUAUUGUACAACGCCUGAACAUAUCAGGAUCUAAGACAUCAGACAGUAGUCUUGGACCCAAAGAAUGCAUACUUCUGCUUGGGUGGCGCCCAGAUGUUAUUCAAAUGAUUGAAGAGUAUGAUAAUUAUCUUGGCCCUGGUAGUGUGGUGGAAAUAUUAUCAGAUGUCCCGUUAGAUGACAGGAACAGAGCAAGCGGUGUUGCUGGUCAAGGAAAACUCAAAAACAUUAAGGUUUUAAAUAGGGUUGGAAACCCGAUGAGCUAUGAUACCUUAAAAGAAACUAUAACAAAUAUUCAAAAUUCUGUUAGGAAAAAUGAAGAUGUUCCUUUGUCAGUUGUUGUAAUUUCUGAUAGGGAAUGGCUUGUAGGAGAUUCAUCCAGGGCUGACAGACAGACGGUCUAUUCUCUUCUUCUCGCUGAAAAUGUCUGCAAUAAACUCGGAGUGAGGGUGCAAAAUUUGGUUGCAGAGAUUGUUGACUCAAAAUUGGGAAAACAAAUUGCAAGAAUCAAACCAUCCCUCACUUAUAUAGCUGCAGAGGAAGUGAUGAGCCUUGUAACAGCUCAAGUGGCGGAGAACAGUGAACUGAAUGAGGUGUGGAAAGACAUUUUGAAUGCAGAGGGUGAUGAAAUUUAUGUCAAGGAUAUUGGCCUCUACAUGAAAGAGGGAGAGAAUCCAUCAUUUGCCGAGUUAGCUGAGAGAGCACAUUUACGUCGAGAAGUUGCCAUAGGUUAUGUGAAAGACAACAAAAAGGUUAUCAACCCGAUUCCGAAGACAGAACCGCUAUCACUUGCAUUAACAGAUUCACUAGUUGUUAUAUCUGAGCUUGAAGGAGAGCAACCCAUUGUUGUUGAAAAUGUAAAUUACAACCCGUACCAUGCUUCUGCCUGAUUCUUCUCCAAGGACAUUAGGUUUCAUUUUCGAUCCAUCAUGUGUUCAUUCACAUGGAGAAUUGUAUGAAACUAGGAAGACGCUAGACUCUCUCAUGUUACAUAUAUUUCCUCAUGCAUGCUGCUACCUGCAUAUGAUAUAUAGGAACACACCCUUUAAUCUAUUUUCUCGUUCCAAAAUCAACAUGUGCAUAUAAU